AUGCGACUAGGUUUUUCGAACCUGGCUGUGACAGCAGGCCUACUUGCGUCCGCCACGACAUUACUCGCCCAAGACAUACCGCUAGAUUUGCCCUUGUCAACACUACUUUCGUCGGCGCAAUCGCACCUCGCCAAGGGCGAAACCAGCGAGGCUCUCGCAUACUACGACGCGGCCGUCGCGAAGGACCCUUCAAACUACCUUACAUUCUUCAAGCGUGCUACCACCUACCUCUCACUCGGCCGCUCUAGCCAAGCCAGCCAGGACUUUGGCAAGGUCUUGGAGCUUAAGCCGGGGUUUGAAGGCGCACAUAUACAACUAGCUAAAAUAAAAGCCAAAGUUGCCGACUGGGAAGGCGCCAGAUCAGAGUACAUUGCGGCAAGGAAAAAUGAAGAUUCUCCUGAACUCAUCGAACUGGCGGAGUCGCAAGGCGCCGCCGAUCUGUCAGAUAUUGCAGAAAAGGAUAAGAACUGGGAUGCGUGUAUAAACCACGCUGGUGCGGCCAUUCUUGUUGCCUCUAGGGCACCAUCUCUACGUCAGCGACGCUCACGGUGCAGGUUUGAGCGAGGAGAAGUUGAAGAGGGCAUGAACGAUUUGCAUCAUGUUCUCCAGCUUCGGCCAGGCAACACUGACCCAUAUGUUCUCAUAUCAGCAACGACUUUCUACGGGCUGGCAGAUAUGGAUAACGCGAUUGCCCAAAUACGGAAAUGUCUGCACUCUGACCCCGACUCAAAGAUUUGCAAAGCAGUGCAUAAGCAAGAGAAGCGUUUGCAAAAGGCACUCUCAAAAGCCGAAAGUCAGCUCAACCGUGGUCAAAGCACCACUGCCGGGCGUGCUUUGGUGGGCUCAGCGGAUGAGCCUGGCCUACUUUCAAGCAUUCGCGAGCAAAUAGAUCAGCUAAAGCUAGACGGUUGGAUUCCAAUGCAGGCCAAGACAGCCCUGUAUGACAAGGUGGUUGAAAUGGUGUGUCAAGCAUAUUCUGAGUCGAAUCAUAAGGAUGCUUCUAAAUAUUGCGAGGAGGCUAUCCAAUUGGACCCUGAAUCGUUCUGGGGUCUCAUAUACCGGGGCAAAUCUCUUCUUAAGCGCGAGGAAUAUGAUGCAGCUAUACAGGCGCUUGAAAAGGCUGCAGAAAUACGGCCUGACAAAGGGGAUAAAAUAAAUCCUAUACUGCACAAGGCGCAAAUUGCCCUGAGACGUAGCAAAACGAAAGAUUACUACAAGGUUCUUGGGGUGGCGAAUGACGCUGACGAGCGACAAAUUAAAUCUGCAUACCGCAAGGCAUCUAAGCAAUAUCACCCAGACAAGGCCGCAAAGCAGGGCAUUAGUAAGGAAGAGGCGGAGAAGAAGAUGGCUUCGAUAAAUGAAGCCUAUGAGGUCCUCAGCAAUCCCGAACUACGGGCCCGGUUUGAUCAAGGCGAUGAUCCGAACUCACAGGAGAGAGGCAGUCCGUUUCAGGGAAGUCCGUUUGGUGGCGGUCAACCCUUCAUGUUUCACCAACAAGGAGGUGGAGGUGCAAAUUUCAAAUUUCAAUUUCCUGGCGGAGGUGGUGGCCCAUUUGGAUUCUGA
Pochonia chlamydosporia 170 is the source of this 1563-nucleotide messenger RNA. RefSeq names its product DnaJ and TPR domain-containing protein. Gene Ontology annotation, molecular function: misfolded protein binding; protein-folding chaperone binding. The record is from RefSeq and is a predicted model, not a curated record. Gene Ontology annotation, biological process: protein folding in endoplasmic reticulum. Lineage: Eukaryota; Fungi; Ascomycota; Sordariomycetes; Hypocreales; Clavicipitaceae. Gene Ontology annotation, cellular component: endoplasmic reticulum. The coding region runs from base 1 to 1563 and encodes 520 amino acids. The transcript is spliced from 2 exons.